AUGCGGAGGGCCUUUGAAGCAUCUCAGGAGGCAAAUGCCGGUUUCUACUCCGAAACAACCAUUGUGGGACGGGCGCAAAUUGGAAUUGCGGCAAUUCAUGUGGGCCGCAAUGUACCUGUCUCCGGCUCGAGGGCUCGGGAGAUGGAAGCUAUGCACUGUACGACCUCGUCGCGGUUCCAGGGGAAGGCGUCGAUCGCACAAGCGCCGAGACAAGUUGGAGACGAUCUUCCAUUAUGA
This is a messenger RNA of Penicillium soppii, 237 nucleotides long. RefSeq lists its product as uncharacterized. Bases 1 to 237 code for a protein of 78 amino acids. The record is from RefSeq and is a predicted model, not a curated record. NCBI's taxonomy places the organism in Eukaryota, Fungi, Ascomycota, Eurotiomycetes, Eurotiales, Aspergillaceae. The transcript has a single exon.